Messenger RNA from Acyrthosiphon pisum (pea aphid), 1950 nucleotides. RefSeq lists its product as uncharacterized. The transcript is spliced from 10 exons. The record is from RefSeq and is a predicted model, not a curated record. Bases 547 to 1950 code for a protein of 467 amino acids. NCBI's taxonomy places the organism in Eukaryota, Metazoa, Arthropoda, Insecta, Hemiptera, Aphididae.
GGUGCGCACUUGCCAUGUUAAUAAUUUUUCUUCACGUAAGAGUUAGCCUAACUUUGAGUGCUCGUAUUACUCCCCGUCGCUGUGCCUUUUCGUCAGAGUGCGCGCAUUAUUCGCCGUCGUAAAAGGAUUCGCCGUCGACGACGCCAUCACCGCGCAAGUAGGUAUUUACGAGUGAGUGUUAUUUUCACCAUCGUGUUUACUUAUGUUAUUAUAGCGCCCUGUACGCGUUUAUCCGUGCCAUAUUCGCAUUUCGCCGACGUGCAAGUGCGUUCCCUUCGGACUAUCGUGACACCAUAUUUCGCCGACGCGCGAAUUCAUCCCGUACGGUCAUACGAGUGCUGGUGUCUUCUAUCGUGCAAACAUUAUCGGCCGACUGUCACAUAGUAUCCGCUGACGAUAGUGAAUUCCACGCCGCAUUAGCGCCGAUCUCUAGUCGUCACCGUGUAGACAUUACUCACUAACGGUGUACAACUUGCUGCACUGCCCAUUUUGUCACCUGCUCUUUUCCGGCUCAGGAGGAAAAACACCAGGAACAAAGAACAUGAUAUGAGUAAUGAAGAUUUAGAAAUAAAGGAUGAAGAAAAACACACCGAUGAAAGGUUAUUGGUCAUUGACGGUGAAAACAAACUUGAUAAAAUUGAUACAGGUGUAACUGAAUGCUUGGAUAAUGACGAGUCUGCUAUGUCUGUUCCAAAUGUUGAAAACAAAAUUAUGGAAUCAAUUAGUAAAAUUGAAAUUAAUAUUGACCAAGCUGACCAAAUAGUUGACCAAAAUAUUACAGACCAGCCAACAAUUGAUAUUUUAACAUCUAUUAGAAACAAUAAUUCAAAUGAAUAUAGUGGUGAAGAUAAAAUUAUAUAUGAAGAACGCCUAAAUCAAAAUAAUAUGAUAUUAAAUUCUGAAAUACAUCAAAAACAUCAACCACAAAAUGACUUGAGUGAAAUACUUUUGAAAACAAGUUCUAGACCACAACGUCAUGCUUCAAAAACAGCAGAAAAUCAAAUCAGAGAAAUAGCGAAGGAAAUAUUCAAACCUAUUGCUAGUAUUGAUGACAAAAUUAUAGAUACAGUCGAAGAGUUGCCAUUUCAAAUAAAAAAAGUGUGCUGCCAAUGUAACAGGUUUCGUAUAUGUAAAUUUACUGUAAAUGACCAAAAGUCUAUAUAUUUGUGCCAAGAAGAGUGUGUUAAAAAUUACCGUAAGAAAAAUAGUCAGUGCGACUUUGAAAAAAAAUGCCAGUGUUGUCAUUCAGUAAUUUUAGAAAAUGAAGAUAAGAGUUACUGUUGGCAAACAAAACAUUUUUGUUCAGUAAAUUGCUUAAAAGGCUAUCAAAAAACAGUUUUUGAUUCACAUUGUAAAAACUGUCAAAAUGUUAUAACCUCAAAUUUUGAAUUACAAAAAUAUUGUCGAUAUAUUUCUGGUCAACUAUUAGAGUUUUGUGGGGCUUAUUGCACUGAAAGUUAUGAAAAUAAGUUACGUUUGUGCAGUUUUUGUCAAAAGGAUUUAGUUGGUUAUGAUUUUGAAGAUUUCUGUUCAUCAUUUUGUCAAACUAAAGAUUAUGAAUCAAGGAGAAGACACACUGAACCAGAUAGUUCUGUUGUGGAUUAUGGUUCAAAUGAAAAAAUUCAACUCAUUGAUAUAUGCAAUGUGUGUUUCUGUAAAUUAAAUUCUUCACCCACAAAUGAGUUUCAAAUAUUAAGUAAUACAAAUAGUUUAUUUAAGUUUUGUUCAAAUGAAUGUUUAAAUAAAUUCAUUGUAUCAAAAAGAAGAAUUGUUUCUUGUUUAUCAUGCAAAGUUAAAAAGAUUAACACUGAUAUGAUUUCUACCAAAAGUGUAUCUUCUAAUAGUCCUACAUAUAUGUGUUCAACAAGUUGCAUUGAUCAUCAAAAACAAUUAGCAUCAUCAAAAUUAAAAAGGUGGUUGUACAAAGACGAACAGGAAUUUUUCAAGUAA